Arvicola amphibius (Eurasian water vole) is the source of this 4020-nucleotide messenger RNA. It is a transcript of the gene Sgsm2, whose product is annotated as small G protein signaling modulator 2. The transcript is spliced from 24 exons. Gene Ontology annotation, molecular function: GTPase activator activity. The coding region runs from base 21 to 3173 and encodes 1050 amino acids. The record is from RefSeq and is a predicted model, not a curated record. Lineage: Eukaryota; Metazoa; Chordata; Mammalia; Rodentia; Cricetidae.
UGCCCGCCACCUGCCGCACCAUGGGCAGCGCCGAGGAUGCAGUCAAAGAAAAGCUGCUUUGGAACGUGAAAAAGGAGGUGAAGCAAAUCAUGGAGGAGGCUGUCACCAGGAAGUUUGUGCAUGAAGAUAGCAGCCACAUCAUCGCUCUGUGUGGUGCUGUGGAGGCUUGCCUCCUGCAUCAGCUAAGACGCCGCGCCGCUGGCUUCCUGCGCAGUGACAAGAUGGCAGCCCUGUUCACGAAAGUGGGGAAGACAUGCCCCGUGGCUGCAGAGAUUUGUCACAAGGUGCAGGAGCUGCAGCAACAAGCAGAGGGCAGGAAACCCUCAGGAGGCAGCCAAGAAGCCCUUCGGAAACAGGGCUCAACCAGCGGGAAGGCCCCAGCUCUCAGCCCACAGGCCUUGAAACACAUAUGGGUACGCACAGCACUCAUGGAGAAAGUUCUGGACAGGGUUAUACAGUACCUGGCCGAAAACUGCAGCAAGUACUAUGAGAAGGAAGCAUUACUGGCAGACCCCGUGUUUGGCCCAGUCCUGGCCUGUCUCCUAGUGGGACCCUGUGCCUUGGAAUACACAAAGCUCAAGACAGCCGAUCACUACUGGACUGACCCCUCUGCUGAUGAGCUAGUCCAGAGGCAUCGUAUCCGGGGUCCCGCUAAUCGCCAGGACUCCCCAGCAAAGCGCCCUGCCCUGGGGAUCCGGAAGCGCCACUCUAGUGGUGGUACUUCAGAAGACCGGCUGGCUGCCUGUGCCCGAGAGUACGUGGAGUCCUUGCACCAGAACUCAAGAACUCGGCUGCUCUACGGCAAGAACAACGUAUUGGUGCAGCCGAAGGAGGACAUGGAGGCGGUCCCUGGCUACCUCUCCCUGCACCAGUCGGCGGAGAACCUGACUCUGAAGUGGACUCCCAACCAACUCAUGAACGGGACUCUUGGGGACUCGGAGCUAGAAAAGAGUGUGUACUGGGACUAUGCCCUGGUGGUGCCCUUCAGUCAGAUCGUCUGCAUCCACUGCCACCAGCAAAAGAGCGGUGGCACGCUUGUGCUGGUGAGCCAGGAUGGCAUCCAGAGGCCGCCACUGCACUUCCCACAGGGAGGACACCUGCUGUCCUUUCUGUCAUGUCUGGAGAAUGGGCUGCUGCCUCGUGGACAGCUUGAGCCCCCGCUGUGGACCCAGCAGGGAAAGGGCAAGGUUUUCCCCAAGCUACGGAAACGCAGUAGCAUACGGUCAGUCGACGUGGAAGAGCUCGGUGUAGGACGGGCCACAGACUAUGUGUUCCGGAUCAUCUACCCUGGGCACAGGCAUGAGCACAUCACUAUUAACUACCACCACCUAGCGGCCAGCCGUGCGGCCUCGGUGGACGAUGAUGAGGAAGAGGAGGAUAAACUACACGCGAUGCUCUCAAUGAUCUGCUCGCGGAACCUCACAGCUCCCAAUCUGAUGAAAGAUGCUGGUGACAUGAUUGAGAUGCAGGGUUUUGGACCCAGCCUGACGGCCUGGCACCUAGAGCCCCUGUGUAGCCAGGGCUCCUCCUGCCUUUCCUGCUCCUCCAGUAGCUCCCCAUACGCAACUCCCAGUCAUUGCAGCUGUGUUCCUGACAGGUUGCCCCUCAGGCUGCUGUGUGAGAGCAUGAAGAGGCAGAUUGUGUCCCGGGCCUUCUAUGGCUGGCUGGCCUACUGUCGCCACCUGUCCACUGUGAGGACCCACCUGUCAGCACUAGUGCAUCACAACAUUAUCCCACCAGACAGGCCCCCCGGGGCCUCAGGCGGCCUUACCAAGGAUGUGUGGAGCAAGUAUCAGAAGGACAAAAAGAACUACAAGGAGCUGGAGCUCCUGCGGCAGGUGUACUAUGGUGGAGUGGAGCAUGAGAUUCGAAAAGACGUCUGGCCCUUCCUGCUUGGCCACUACAGAUUUGGCAUGAGCAAGAAGGAGAUGGAGCAGGUGGAUGCAGCUGUGGCAGCGAGGUACCAGCAGGUGCUGGCAGAGUGGAAGGCCUGCGAGGUGGUGGUGAGGCAGCGGGAGCGAGAGGCUCAUCCAGCCACACUCACUAAGUUCUCCUCGGGCAGCAGCAUCGACAGCCACGUGCAGCGCCUGGUGCACCGAGAUUCCACCAUCAGCAAUGAUGUGUUCAUCUCUGUGGAUGAUCUAGAACCCCCAGGACCCCAGGACCCUGAAGAUUCCAGACCAAAGCCUGAGCGGGAACCAGCAGCUGGGACUCCCAGCAUGGCUGCUGCAGAGCAGCAAUCUGUGGAGUUUGACUCCCCAGACUCCGGGCUGCCUUCUUCCCGCAACUACUCCGUGGCCUCAGGCAUCCAGUCCAGCCUAGACGAGGCACAGAGUGUCGGCUUUGAAGAGGACGGUGGUGGGGAAGAAGGCUCCUCUGAACGACCAGCUUCUGCAGCCCACACUUCUGAGCCCCAUGAUCCCGGCCAGGAGCAGCUUGCAUCAGCCAGUGAGCUUGAAGCAGGGGAGGAGCUCUCAGCUGUGUGUGCUGCGGCCUAUACUAUAGAAUUACUGGACACCGUGGCCUUAAAUCUGCACCGCAUAGACAAGGAUGUGCAGAGAUGUGACCGAAACUACUGGUACUUCACGACCCCCAAUCUCGAGAGGCUCAGAGACAUCAUGUGCAGCUACGUGUGGGAGCAUCUGGAUGUGGGCUACGUGCAGGGCAUGUGUGACCUCCUGGCGCCUCUCCUGGUCAUCCUCGAUGACGACCAGCUAGCCUACAGCUGCUUUAGCCACCUCAUGAAGAGGAUGAGCCAAAACUUCCCCAAUGGGGGUGCCAUGGACACCCACUUUGCCAACAUGCGUUCCCUCAUCCAGAUCUUGGACUCGGAGCUGUUUGAGCUGAUGCAUCAAAAUGGAGACUAUACCCACUUCUACUUCUGUUACCGCUGGUUCCUGCUGGAUUUUAAAAGAGAGCUGCUGUAUGAGGACGUGUUUGCAGUGUGGGAAGUGAUCUGGGCCGCCAGGCACAUCUCGUCGGAGCACUUUGUCCUGUUCAUUGCCCUGGCCCUGGUGGAGGCCUACAGAGAGAUUAUAAUUGACAACAACAUGGACUUCACCGACAUUAUCAAGUUCUUCAAUGAGCGGGCUGAACGCCAUGACGCCCAGGAGAUCCUGCGAAUUGCCCGGGACCUCGUCCACAAGGUGCAGAUGCUCAUAGACAACAAGUGAGAGCUGCAGCCAGAGGCCCCUGAGCUCCGGCAGGGAGAGGCCAAGGUCAUCAGAGCCCAGACUGCCUCACCCCACAUUCCCUACCCCACCCCUGCCAACCUUGCCCACUCAGCUGUGUAACCUAACAAAGUGACUGAGCCUGGGACGUGAGUAUGGGCAGUGCUGGCCCUACAGGGCAAGUCAGGGUCAGGAUGCCUGCAGGUCAUGACUGGGUGGGAAGGGUUGGCCUCAGGGAGAGUGACCGCCUUGGGGGACCACUACUCUUGUUUCCCUCUCAAACUACAGAAUAGCCCCACUGCCACCUGAAGCCUCAGUUUGGACUGUUUCCAAUGCCUCUUCCAGUCAAGCUGGGGCCCUGUAAGGUUAGUGGGGUCUACAGUGGCCUGAGCCUCAUCUAGCAGGAGUUGCAUGGGGCAAGGAGCUCCGUGCCAUAUCUCUCCUGAGACCUUUUGUGGUCUCAACUAGCCGCCUAUUCAGGCAUGUGUCCUGGGGUCAGGAGACUGGGCUGUCUUUCACGCUCUCCUGAGACUCCGGGGCAGCCAGAUGUGGGCCCUGGGUGGGAGCAGCCCACCUCAGCAGCACUGCCAUAGUCUCUGGCCACCAGAGUAGCCCCAUGAGCUCCCCCUACUCAUGUCUGUACAGUGCCACUCGUCAACCUGCCCUCUUUGUGCACUGGAAAUCCCCAGGACUGCACAGAAGUAGCACAUUUGCUCGCUGUAUGGUAUGGAAGGCGGUGGGUGUUGCCUGCUCUCCAGAGGGAUCCCAGGAAGAUUCUGUGGGAAAGCAAUCCUGUCACAACCUCCUUCCAAGGCCAAGCCUCUGAGCUUCAGGGUUCCCAUUACCUGUU